AUGUGUCUCUCCAUUUCUCAGGAGCAGCCAGUCGAUUUUAUCAUGUCCCACUUUAUCUCGAUGAUGGUGAACGCACCGGGCCUUCCCACACGCCGGGUGCCCUCGCUGUUCAACCACAUCGGACGCCGCUCGACGCUGGCCAACAAGACCCAAAAGGUGGUCGACUACCACACCAACCAGGUGACCAGGCGGUUCGAGCACGACAACCCGCCGGCGGAGGUGGUGACCAACAUGCGGGUGGUGACCGGCCACCUGGCUCCGUACGCCUACAGCGUCGCUCCGGGUCUGUUCAUCGGGCAGCCCAAGCGCGGCUCGGUGGGGACCCUAGACGUGGCGCUGACCCGUCGCCGGCGGCUGCGGCGGGUUGCCGUGGUGACCGGUCAGAAGCAGCAGUACCGGCUGAAGCGCGGCCGACUGCUGGCGGCCACUGACCUGGUGCGGGUCACCGGCACCUCGGCAGAGUGUACCGACUGGAGCCUGCUCGCAGAGUUCGACCCGAGUGGAGUGGUGGAUGUGAAGGCGGUGGAUACACUGGUGCCCGGCGGAGUGCAGUGUGUCAGAGUGGAGGUGGACAGGACAUACGGCGGUAUAGUGGCCAUCACGGAGAUAGCGCUGUUCGAGGAGAGCUGA
This is a messenger RNA of Amphibalanus amphitrite, 630 nucleotides long. RefSeq lists its product as uncharacterized. The transcript has a single exon. The record is from RefSeq and is a predicted model, not a curated record. Lineage: Eukaryota; Metazoa; Arthropoda; Thecostraca; Balanomorpha; Balanidae. Gene Ontology annotation, molecular function: acetylglucosaminyltransferase activity. Gene Ontology annotation, biological process: protein N-linked glycosylation. Bases 1 to 630 code for a protein of 209 amino acids.